This is a messenger RNA of Colletotrichum orchidophilum, 924 nucleotides long. RefSeq lists its product as uncharacterized. Lineage: Eukaryota; Fungi; Ascomycota; Sordariomycetes; Glomerellales; Glomerellaceae. The transcript is spliced from 3 exons. The record is from RefSeq and is a predicted model, not a curated record. The coding region runs from base 1 to 924 and encodes 307 amino acids.
AUGGAGAGGAUUAUCAAUGUCACCCUUUCGGCAUCGUACUUUAUCACCUCCCUCAAGGUCAACACCUCGCCCACGGCUAGAAGAACCCCCCUUAAAAAAAUUUCAUCGCCAGCGCAACCCAUCCCCGUGGUCCCCAACACUGCAUCAUUCAUCAACGAAGCCCGCGCAGGAUUCGAUGCAGACUUGAAGUCGACUUCUUCGUCGUCUAACGCCAAAGACAGACAGGAACUCCUCACCUCGAUCCAGAGCUUUGCGUUUCAAUUUCUCAAAGCCGCAGCCGACUCCCACUCCCACUCCUACUCUCCCGGGGGAAAAGGGGAGGAAGACCGACCAAGCAUAGAAGAGACUGAUAGUACAGAUGUCCUCUCGCGGCAAGGGCUCGACGUGCUCUGGUACAUGUUCACAGAGACGGCACAGGUCGUCGACGCGGACGACGCCUUUCAGGACUCGGUUGUGGGGUUGUUCGGGCAGAGUUUGCGGCUCACGUGGAGGCAGUUGAUCGCGAUGAAUUUGCCGAGCGCCGCCGCCGCCUCGCAGCAGCAGCAGCAGCAGCGACAACGUAAUCUCGCGGCUUUUUCUGCUAGGGUCUUGGCGGUUGGGUUGUGUAGAGAUUUGAUUGCUGGGACAGCAUUCUGGAUUCUUUGCAAGACUUUGGAAGAUGACGACGACGAAGACGACGAAGACGACGACGACGACGGGAUCACGGAUGAUCCUCCGCCGCUUCUACUACUCCCCGACGUCGUCGUCUGGCUGGAACACGCCUCGCAUGAACUUCUCGCGCGCUGUUGCUCUUCGUCUUCCGCCCACCGGCGCGAUCCCACCGCGACGUACUCAAUCUCACCAGUUGACGACCCCUCCACGGAUCAGGCUACUACCGCGGAAGCCGCCCAGAGGUUUUUCAGCGACAGCAGCAGCAACUUUUAG